Messenger RNA from Mesocestoides corti, 1719 nucleotides. NCBI's taxonomy places the organism in Eukaryota, Metazoa, Platyhelminthes, Cestoda, Cyclophyllidea, Mesocestoididae. The record is from the annotation of a GenBank genome assembly.
AUGCACAACUCCUUCGACAUCAAUGCGGCCGUCGAACACGAGCUCCAACGCGAUCGAAUCCGUAUGCCGCCUCCACCUCCUCCUCCACCGUUUUUCGCGCAUCAACGCAGCAGCAGUUGUGAACGCGUGGACGACAAUAGCCUUGUCGCCUCCGCCGAGGUUUUCCGACGUGGUCACGCCGAGUCGUUCACUUCCCGCGACGCCUCUGUUGGCAGCCAUUGCCCUCCUUAUAACUACCACCAACAGCAUCAUCUUCAACAGGGCUUCGCUUCCCCGAGUCGAGGUCGCAUGGUGCCUGGAAACCGAUUUUCGGAGGUCUUUCCCGCCUCCUGCAUGCCUCCGCACCAAGAAGUUGGGUCUGCGGGGGAGCCCCAGGAUGUGCACACCGCGGGUUCCCUGGGUCGCAAAAAGGCCGCUCCUGCGCCGCCCAUGCGAACGACGACGUUGCGGCCCGAGGAACAAUCCGAAAUGCUCCCGACUGGACUUCAGGUUUUUACUGGAGACCUCCAUGGCUGUUCGAGGGUUGUUGACGAUCACCUACCAUCCCCACCUGAUGUGGUUUGCGGCAACCUGCAUCCUCACCCAGGAGUGCACCAGCUUCCUCAAAGCAGCCCACCCUGCGUCCCUGAGGGCCAUUCGUUGAUGACUUCAUCAGCUACUUUCACGACCUCGCCAUUAACCGGAGCAAUUCGUCGCGCAGUCCUUCCAGUGCCGCCUCAACGCUCUGAAUCGACACGCAGUCAGAAGUCGGUGAACGACUUUGCCUCGCAAGUCUCCUCCCAUCAGCCAUCAAAGGCAAGUCCCCUGAAGACACAUCUUACGCACUCGCCUCCCAAUGGCUUGGCUACCAACCCUGAUUUCCAGAAUGAACUCUCCUCUCGCCUCAAGCGCCAGUUGGAGGGCUCCAAGUCUGCGGUUGCCUCUAACCGUUCACCGGGUGUCAGCACGCUUCCCAAGCUUAAACAGCCGGCAGAUGGUGCCCUCACCGCGGAGAUGAUUCAAGCCUCCAAGUCGAAACUAAAAACGACCUCCACUCCGGUUGUGUCGGAGCCACAAAGUCCACCUCUAGCACCGUCAGUGCCUGCGUGGAAGGAGCUGGUCGUCCAAAGGAGGCUCAAAAAUGCUGAAGCUCCUGUCGGGAAGCGAAUGAGCUGGACACCAACCUCCAACACCUCGGCGGGUUCCUUCAAGGCGCAACAACCACCAAGCGUUGAGUCCUUCCCGGAGGAAGAAGACGAAGACCUUCCUCCAAUCAUGUCUCAGUCGGUGACGUAUGGAAACGGGAACGAAGGCGCACCCACAACUGGACCUCUUUCCUACGAAAACCUCCUGAAACAGGUCACAAGUCUGUGCGCCGAUCUCAAUCUGGCGAAAGUGAAUCUCCCGAAUGAACACAACAGCGCGCUGGUCGACCGCAUUGAGGGGCUGAAACACGCGUGCCUGAGUUAUGUCGAUGAGGCGGAUUGUUCCGCCCACUCCAAAUUCCGCUUUCGUGAUGAAUGCGCACGCCUCCAAACGGCUGCAGACGCUCUGAGGGCGGUGUGCAGUGUCGGAGGCAAGCCAUCGUCGAGCUCUGAUUGCGGUGGUCGUCGAAAGACCUUUCAAGCAGCCUGCAAUACGGUUGAAGCGAUUCACCAGACCCUGUUGCGGCUGCCGCCGUCAGCGUCGGCUGUACCCGAGGCAGCAGACGAUUCGUGUAUGAGCGCUGGAGCCGUCUAA